Molecule: messenger RNA, 1152 nt
Organism: Dioscorea cayenensis subsp. rotundata (Guinea yam)
Lineage: Eukaryota; Viridiplantae; Streptophyta; Magnoliopsida; Dioscoreales; Dioscoreaceae
Exons: 4
Coding region: 1-321 (106 amino acids)
Source: RefSeq, a predicted model, not a curated record
AUGGGUUUAGUAACGGUCUAUAUCUGCAAAACAAACAUCACAAAACCAAAAUGGGUUUUCAAAAACCUGUCGCAGUGCUUGCUGUUCCCUUCCUUCGCUGGUGGUUCUCGGACGCUCGCCGGAGCGGAUGCCGAUAUCGGCAUCCCAGUUUCUCUUCGUAAUCAACGCAAUGCAAAUUCCAGAAAUCCUAAUAUGCAAGCAACUUCUGGGCUUAGGAAAAAGAAAAAAAAUGUAAAGAAACAGAAAGCAUCAGAUUUAGAUGACAGAAAUGGUGGCCAAUUUAUAAACAUCUGGAAGAAUUCAGAAAUGGGAUAUGCAUGAGCAAAAGUGCGGAUGCUCUACCAUAACUUUCUUACCCACUAGCUGUGCAACUGAGUAAACUGUCCUAUUCUUGUUGCCAGGGGAGUGAGCUUUCACCCAUUAAUUCUAAUCUUCUCUUUUGGCAAAUUAAAUUAUGAAUGGGAUGAUGAAGGAUCAUGCAUCUAACAAUUUUAUUGUUGUUGAUGUGCUUACUUCACCAUUGUUACGUAUGAAUUAUGAAGAAACCUUUACCAAAGUGUAAUUCUUUUUGGAAUACAUAUGGCUUCUUAAAUUUGUCCUUUUGUUAUUAGGUAAAUAGAUAUGUACUACUUACCUUAUUGAUGCUUCUUCCCAGUUAACUUAUGAUCCUCAUAUUUUCAAACCAAACACUCUUCUCACACAUUGCUUCGUGUAUCCUUGGAUUCUCAAAUACCUCCAACCAAACACUCAUUAUACCUUAAGUUUGUGCUCAGAUCACAGAAGAUGAUGAUGAUGAAGAGGAAAGAAUGGCUACACUGAUCAUCUAUGAGGACAUGGAUGCCAAUGAAGACGAAUCUGAAGCUGACAUGGAAACCGAUGAAAAUGAUGAGAAUCUCAGGGCAGUUAUUGGUUCCCAUAGCAGAUGGAGCUUGGCUAUGAGUGAUUAAUGAAUUAUCUUGUGGCAUUUUUGUUGAGAUUGUUGGUACAUUUCUUCUUCAUUUUUUUUUGUUGUUGCCUAUUUUGUGGAAUUUAUAUUCCAAGGCUGGAGAAGGAGCAGUGAAUUAGAAUUCACUGGGAAAUUGGAUGUUUUUUUUGUGCAUUGUAUCUUGUUAGAGCUUCAUGAACAAGUUAAGCAGUGUUUUAUUCAAUUCA